AUGGCAGUCCCACACCCGCCCAGGCCCAUGUCCCCCUCCCCACCACCACCACCACAAAACAACUCCACCACCACGACGCAACCCACCAAACGUGACCUCCGCCGCACGCGCAUCGCCGACCGCCUACAGAACAUGAUCGACACCUUCUCCACCCACCAACAUGCCCACUACCGUGCCCAACUGCAAGCCGUGCAGGUCGACAUGACCCUCGUCCUGCGCGCCGACCCUUACGACGCUCAGCCACUGAUGGAUAGUGGGGAGGAUGUGGGCGCAUUGGUGGAAGGGAUGUUGAGUGCGGCGAGUAUGGGGGAUGAGGGUGCGCAGAGGGAUUACCUGGCCUUGGCUGGGAAACGGUAUGGCGAGUUUGCCGCUGAGGUCAACGAUGAGUUGGAGAAGCGGGAUGCGGAUUUGACUGCUUUGCAUAACUCCUACCACUCCUCCAUAGCCGCCCUCGACCGUCUCACCCAGCAGAAGCUCCACCAAGCAGAAGAAGAGCACAAAGCCCUCUCCUCCACCAUCCGCAAUCGCCUGCACACCACAAUCACCAAGAAACGCCAGGUCCUGCUGCGCGACAAAGACCAACUCGAUAUCGGCGACGCCAAUGCCCUCCUCCUUCACCCAAACCAAUUCAGUAUCAACAACCCCUCCUCACCAGGUGGUAUUGCAGGUCAGAAUUGGAAGACGAGACAUCUGAGGCAUAGGGCCGCGAGUCCUGGUGCAGGUGAUCUAGGCGAGAAUGGUAAGAGGAAGAGAAAGCUAGCUGUUUUGGAAGGAGAGGAUGCAGGGAAUGAGUCUUCAGCUCCUGCCCAUCCUGUCUUUCGUGCUCCUCUACCAGACUCCUUGGGAGGAGGCAGGAGUCCAUUUAAGGAUGCGAGAAAGGAGAAUGGGUAUACGCAAUUCGAAGCUCCAGCAUACAGUCUUGAGAGGAUCUUCACGGAUAAAGAGUUGGCUCUUGCGAGUGCUACAGCGCAGCAGGCUACAUAUCGCCACUUCAAUCAGCCACAGCUCGGCACCACAGCACAACCCACACAAGCUGAUGGUGCCGCGGCGAGCACCACCGCGGACACGAGCGUGGACGGCGAGAUAUUGCCCGAUCCUGGGCUGGACGGAGACGAAACAACAGGCGGCAUCCGAGCCACAACAGAAGCUGGCGGAGGUGCAACAGGCACCCCUCCCCCCGCCUCAGCACCAGAGAUGGACCGCACAGCUUCGCAACAAACACAUCAACACCAAGUCCUCACCCGCGGCACCCUGCGCGCAAACCCUCUAGCAGCACUCUCCGACCUCGCCAACGUGGCCGCAGCAGCCGCCUCUUCGUCCUCAGCAUCAGGACUCAAUCUACUAGGCCUAGCCGCGCAACGCGAGAACCCCUUCGCGCCCGUCCUACCAGCCUACACCGCUAUAGCGCGAAGCGAGAAAUCUGGCGCUCCCGCCCCGGCUGGAGUGGGAAUUGUGGAUGUAGAAGGCGAUCUAGAGAUGAUCCGGCGAGCUGGCGCGGCUUCGACAUCUUCCACCUCCGCCUCGCAACAAGAUGGUGCAUUGCUGGACGCGGGUCUGGAUCAGAAUACCACAGCGGCAGCAGCAGCAGCAGCAGAAGACUCAGCCCGUACCCUCCGUACCCAACUCCUGGACCAAGCCCUCGGGACCCCUUCUACAGGGCUUCCGCCUUUCAGACCCGCGCUCAGUGAUCUUGGGCCGGCGACUGUAGGGCCCCGGGUUGAGAGGCCGGCGGCUUGGGGGUUCGCGCAGUUGCAGGGUAUCACUUCUGGUGAUCAGCUCAAUGGUAGUGGGAAUGGGAAUGGGAAAGGGAGAGUGGAGGGGGCACUGACGGGUUUUGGGGGACAGUUGCCGAGGAGUUUGGGGGGGAGUGUGGUGGGGGGGAGUUUGGCUGCUGUUUUGGGCGCGGGUGGGGUUGGAGGUGGGGGAGGGGAGGGCAUGUCGAGGGUUAGCAGUGCGCAGGGGAGUGAGCUUGGUGGUGAAGUAUCUGUGCCUGGUUCUGGGUCGGGGAGGAGGAGGAGACGAGGUGGUGGUGCGGCUAUGAUGUGA
Molecule: messenger RNA, 2046 nt
Organism: Recurvomyces mirabilis
Lineage: Eukaryota; Fungi; Ascomycota; Dothideomycetes; Mycosphaerellales; Teratosphaeriaceae
Exons: 2
Coding region: 1-2046 (681 amino acids)
Biological process (GO): negative regulation of transcription by RNA polymerase II
Cellular component (GO): Sin3-type complex
Molecular function (GO): histone deacetylase binding
Source: RefSeq, a predicted model, not a curated record